AUGUUAUCCUGGUGGACAAAUGUAAUCGGUGGAUUCCCAGAAGAUUAUAAAAAUCUUACUGCAGAUUUGGUAUUUGAUCCUGAAAAGGGAUUGGGAUUAAAUGUAAUUAGAUUUGUUAUUCCUGGAGGAGAUAAUCCAACGCAUAACCACAUUAGACCUGAAGGUGAAGUAUCGGGUUAUUGGCCAUGCUUAACAUGUAAUUUUGAUUGGAGUGCUGAUGAACAUCAAAGAUGGGCUUUAUUUGCUUCUCGGGAACGUGGUGCUAAUAUCUUUGAGGCAAACUCUGCUAGUCCCCCAUAUUGGAUGACUAUAAGUAAUUGUUCUUCUGGAAGUGUUGGUGGCACCUCAGAUAACCUCGAUCCCUUGUACUAUGAUGCAUUUGCAAAAUACUUGACUAAAGUAGUGAGUUGGUAUAAAGAACAAGGGAUUACUUUCAGAACCAUAUCACCAUUUAAUGAACCUUCAGCUGGCUGGUGGAAAGCAUUAGGAUACCAGGAAGGGUGUCAUUAUAGCUGUUCUACAAUGAAUGAAAUUGCUAUAAAAGUUGCAAAUAAUCUUAUGGCAAUGGGCCUAAAUGAUACAUCCAUUUCAAUUUCAGAUGAAUUUUCAAUUGUUCAGGAAAUUUUUACAAUAAAUUGCAUUGACAAUACUACGAAAACAUAUGUCAGCCAAUAUAAUACCCAUGGUUAUGGAGCAGUUCAAGAUGACCCUCAGGGCUCUAAUGGAUGGGGCUUAAUUGGUGUUUCAUAUACUAAUUCAUCAGAACUUCCAAAAACGCAUCUUGAUUUCUAUGCAUUCAAACAAUAUACCAAAUUUAUUCGUCCAGAUGACGAUGAUACUCUUGCAACAUACAGUGAUAAAGACCAAAAACUUGUCAUUGUUUGCACAAAUAAGGGUGCAACUCAAUCUUGGAAUUUUAAUGUUAAUAUGUUCAAUAUAAGUAAUAUUACUGCUUUUCGUACAUCUAGCAACAACGAAAUGCUUACUCCAUUGCUAAAUAUACCACCUAUCAAUAAUGGAAGUCUAAUAUAUUCACAUCCAUCUGAUUCUAUUACUACAUGGGUUUUUGAUGCUAUUCCAGACUUAUAA
Messenger RNA from Dentiscutata erythropus, 1089 nucleotides. Lineage: Eukaryota; Fungi; Glomeromycota; Glomeromycetes; Diversisporales; Gigasporaceae. The record is from the annotation of a GenBank genome assembly.